Setaria italica (foxtail millet) is the source of this 2031-nucleotide messenger RNA. RefSeq names its product aquaporin NIP3-1. Gene Ontology annotation, biological process: transmembrane transport. Lineage: Eukaryota; Viridiplantae; Streptophyta; Magnoliopsida; Poales; Poaceae. The record is from RefSeq and is a predicted model, not a curated record. Gene Ontology annotation, cellular component: membrane. The transcript has 4 exons. The coding region runs from base 765 to 1664 and encodes 299 amino acids. Gene Ontology annotation, molecular function: channel activity.
CACACAUCCAUACCGCCUCCCCCCCUCCAAACCCAUCACCACCCACCUGCCCCAUUCGCUCCUUCUUCCUCGCCUCACCUCGCCACCAUUCUUGCAUCUCUUGCACACAGUUCUUGCUGCUCUUCCGCAUGUGUCUCUCUCUGCUCAUCCAUUUCUAGCAAUCUAGAUAAAGAGUUAAUGCUGCUCUUUUGAGAGACCUACUGGACACCGCUUCCCCACCCAUUACGCCUUAGCCCAACCUCGAGAAAAACCUUUGCAGCAUGUAACGCAGUCCCUAUCCGAAAUCCAAACCCAACCCCAAAAAAUCACAAAAAAAGAAGAAGCAACUUUCAAGAUCUCCAAAAGCAUCGGCGGUGCGAAGCAAAGCGUAAGUUGGUAGACUGGAUACACCCCCACUAAUUCCUUAGCACAAAACCAACAAAAGCCUCCGGAUCAUGUAAGUUUCGCCACUAUCUUUGCUUGACACGCCCAGCUGAAAAAAAAACAAAAAAAAGUAGCAGUAGGAAGAAAAUCCAGCAUAUAUCUUUAGCAGCAGCCGAGUCCAUCAGCAGUCGCGGUCCAGCGAUCCUGCUGGAGCCAAUCCGGCCAUUGUCGUAGCAUUACCCCUGCAAAAACCAUCAAAUCAUGUAAUUAGUAGCCCGUCGUCUCCCAUUUCUGCUGCUCGGCCAGUAGUCUAAAAAAACCCAAAAAAACAGUGUGUGUUUGAGAGUGAGAGGAAGAGAGAAAGAGAGGAAACAGCUAGAGCUCCCUCGAGGUCGUCAGUGAUGGAGCCGGGGUCGACGCCGCCGAACGGGUCGGCGCCGGCGACGCCGGGCACGCCAGCGCCGCUGUUCUCCGGCGGGCCGCGGGUGGACUCGCUGUCGUACGAGCGCAAGUCGAUGCCGCGGUGCAGGUGCCUGCCGGCGGUGGAGGGGUGGGGGCUGGCCACGCACACCUGCGUCGUCGAGAUCCCCGCGCCGGACGUCUCGCUCACCCGCAAGCUGGGCGCGGAGUUCAUGGGCACGUUCAUCCUCAUCUUCUUCGCGACGGCGGCGCCGAUCGUGAACCAGAAGUACGGCGGCGUGAUCAGCCCGUUCGGGAACGCGGCGUGCGCGGGGCUGGCGGUGACCAUCAUCAUCCUGUCGACGGGCCACAUCUCGGGCGCCCACCUCAACCCGUCCCUCACCAUCGCCUUCGCCGCGCUGCGCCACUUCCCCUGGCUCCAGGUGCCCGCCUACGUGUCCGUCCAGGUGCUCGGCUCCAUCUGCGCCAGCUUCGCGCUCAAGGGCGUCUUCCACCCCUUCCUCUCCGGCGGGGUCACCGUGCCGGACGUCACCAUCUCCACCGCCCAGGCGUUCUUCACCGAGUUCAUCAUCACCUUCAACCUCCUCUUCGUCGUCACUGCCGUCGCCACCGACACCCGCGCUGUGGGUGAGCUCGCCGGGAUCGCGGUCGGAGCGGCCGUGACGCUGAACAUCCUCGUGGCCGGGCCGACGACGGGCGGGUCGAUGAACCCGGUGAGGACGCUGGGGCCGGCGGUGGCGGCGGGGAACUACCGGCAGCUGUGGAUCUACUUGCUGGCGCCGACGCUCGGCGCGGUGGCGGGGGCCGGCGUGUACACCGCCGUGAAGCUCAGGGACGAGAACGGCGAGACACCGCGGACGCAGCGCAGCUUCCGCCGCUGACGACGCGAUCGGUCGAGCAUUGUCCGGCCGUGUCGCCGUCCCCUCCACGUACGUACUUGCAGGCUUGCAGCCACGUCGAUCGUGUCCGUGGUACGUUCGUUCCGUGUCAGUGUCAAGUUGGUACGUGUACCGUGUAACAAUAAGCCCCGGCCGUUUUGCUUCGUCCAGAACGGCCGGCCGGCGUGCGUCCAGUGCUUUGAAUUUGUGUGGUCUGUGUCGUGGAUUACUCUGAGUCGUCAAGAGUCGUGUAUGCGUUUUGAACAAUCUCUCGGGUUCGAUUUUGAUGCGAUCGGUGAUCGUGUCGGAAUAAAAGCCACGCCGAUGCGCCGGCUGACGGGCAUCUGGAUGUGUGAUAAAUUUGUCAAGA